Molecule: messenger RNA, 1409 nt
Organism: Panicum hallii
Lineage: Eukaryota; Viridiplantae; Streptophyta; Magnoliopsida; Poales; Poaceae
Product: RHOMBOID-like protein 13
Exons: 1
Coding region: 294-1115 (273 amino acids)
Cellular component (GO): membrane
Molecular function (GO): serine-type endopeptidase activity
Source: RefSeq, a predicted model, not a curated record
CACCAUCCUUCCUCCCUAAGCAAAGCGACCCAAGACGAAAAUUUCCCGACUCGAACAGCCUAGGGCAUCGGACGCGCCCGGCCGAGAAGCUGCUCGAAUCCCCUCCAAAAUUCCGAGGUGAGAGCCACUGAUCCAUCACAAAACCCAUCAAAUUUCACAAUUCAAAUCGCCAAACCCCCGCCUCCCGCCACCAAUUCGUGCGCACCAAAUUGCUGGAUCAUUUCCUCCGCGAUUCCCCAAUCUCCGAGCCAGGGUCCUAGGGCCGAAAUCUCAGGGAGCUUCCUGUUGGGGAAAUGGGGAAGCCGCUGAUCUACGAGAUAUUGGAGAAGCCGGCGAGCAGCAGCGUCAUCGGCAUCUGCUCCCUGAUCUGGUGGUUCAUCCAGAAGCGGGGCAUCGGGUACGGGGACGUCGGCCUGAGCUACGAGGCCGCCGUGGACGGCGGGCAGUACUGGCGGAUCAUCACCUCCGCCUUCUCGCACAUCAGCGUGGUGCACCUGGUGUUCAACAUGAGCGCGCUGUGGAGCCUCGGCGUCGUCGAGCAGCUGGGGCAGAUCGGGCUCGGCGUCGAGUACUACCUGCACUACACGCUCGUGCUCGUCGUGCUGUCCGGGUUGCUGGUCCUCGGCUUCUACCACAUGAUGAUUCAGAGGUUCAAGGUGGAGUACUUCAGGAGGGUGACUGCUGUUGGGUACUCCUGCGUUGUGUUUGGCUGGAUGACAAUUCUGGCUGCCAAGCAGCCAUCAUCGAAGCUGAACAUCUUCGGGGUUCUGUCGCUGCCGAUCAGCUUUGCGCCAUUCGAGUCGCUGAUAUUCACAUCAAUCAUGGUACCGCAGGCUAGCUUCAUUGGCCACUUGUCGGGGAUCAUUGUCGGGUACUCAAUUGCCUGGGGUCUGAUUCAUGGGAUGAAUAACUACUGGGCAAUCACCAUGCUCGGCUGGAUUGCGCUUGUAUUUGUCUUGAGCUUGAAGCGUACAGGUUCUAUGGAGUUGAGUUUUAUUGAGAUCGAACCAGUGACAGACCCGUCACUGCCUUCUGUUGGUGUGGUUGCCACCAGAAAUGGUAGAACUCUGCAGAUGGAUGUGCUGCCUGCAAGAAGAGUUGCAGACAUUGUAUAAUAUGCAGAAAUGUUUGACAAAUCCUGUUCUUGUUAUGAAAAUUCUAUCAUGUUGACACCAUGAAAUGUAUUCAGUUUUGAAAUUUUGGUGUCACGGAUGUCUUUGGUCAUCCCUGGUAUAAAGGAAUUCUUCAUCUGGACUUCCAGAUGCUUCAUGUUCACUUUGAAAAGAAAGGAAUUCUUUGGUGCUAGUUACCAUGUGAAGUGAGGUUUUGCAACUGAAUUUCUUCAGUGCUGUUCUUACCUUGCUGUUUAUAUACACUGUAGCUUGCAUUAAGAACUGAUAUGUUCAUUC